Molecule: messenger RNA, 4604 nt
Organism: Acanthaster planci (crown-of-thorns starfish)
Lineage: Eukaryota; Metazoa; Echinodermata; Asteroidea; Valvatida; Acanthasteridae
Biological process (GO): protein ubiquitination
Molecular function (GO): ubiquitin-protein transferase activity; zinc ion binding
Source: RefSeq, a predicted model, not a curated record
AAAACCAAAACAAGAUACAUAUAUUGCACAACGUGGCCGAAAUAACCCCAAUGAUGGGAAAAAUUUACAGUAUAAAAGGCCCAAUUUGGGCCUGUUCCUUACACAACACAUCCGAAGAAGGUUUGGGCACUGAUAUUGCCUGCAGGAGGAGCAACCGAGACGGUUUUUAUCCUGAGUUUAAACAAGAGGUGCAUCCUGGCUGACGCAUCUUCAUCUAAUCAGCACCUGAGCACAAACAAGGAGAGGAUGUCUCAAGUUAAGCAAGAGGAGCGAUUUGGCCGCGUCACCGGGCACACGCUGCGGCGCAGCCCUCAGCCUCACCACUUCAAGGGGCAAUUCAUCAUCACAAAGAGAACCCACGGAGACAUGGAGUACGACGACAUCAACAGCCAGUUUCAGGAGCUUGUGAGCGAUGGAGACUUGCACGGAUCAAGCCAUAUGGUGUACUCUCUCAACAAGCAGAAGCGGUGGGAAAUCCCUGGCCUCCUGAAGGAUAGCAUCUGCCACGACAGGGAUGCCCACGACGACCUGAGCUUCAAGGUGUUACUGGUGGAGCGACACCUGGACAGCCAGGGGGUCUUCAAGCCGGCCUGCACCGGCCUCUAUGAGUCCAAGACCCCACAGCCCCGGCGGCUUCCCCGAAGGACCUACGCCCAUGCCCACGACCUCCACGGCAUCCGGGACCGGGGUAAUGCCACCCUGGAGGAGACCAUCCGCCGUCGCAUCCACGAGCUGCGCUGCACCAAGAACCGGGGUGGGAAGAGGAAGGUGGACUGGAGGGGCCUCCAGGAUGCCUUGCGGGAGAGGAUGCGGGGGGAGGAACAGCAGCGAGGGCAGGAGGAAGAGACCAUGCCCCAGCUGCAUUACGAGGUUGGCUACGGCCGGCCCGAGAACAAGUACCCUUGGAGGCCGGAGAUGAAGCUAAACACAGUGACGUCCAACAAAAGAUCGGCAAGCACCAAACAGCGUCAUAAAGGCACCACAGCAUUCUACAUGGAAGAUGUGUAUGAUAUGGAGGGCUGUGUCGAAGAUGAUCUCUUUGAGGAAGCCCAAUCUCAGUCCCAGGAGGAGUGCUAUCCCCUAGAGGAUGCCAUCGAUAGUGGUCUGAUCAUCAGAGAGAAUCACCCAGUGGCGACCCUCGGGGAGGCCCUUUGCGGCAUCGCAAAGAAGCCCAAGCAGUGCAAAAAGCGACGCCAUAAGAAGGGCGACCAGACCACAGUGCACUCCACCCAGAAGGGCCCCUGCAGCAACCAGGCGACAUCGAGGCCCGUGCGGGUGCAGCACAAGGGCGACACGGUGUUCGACCCAGAAGGGGCUGCUUACAAGCCGCUGCCAAAGACUCAGUGUCAGCGGCGGCAGGCCAGGGCUUCAAACCGAACCCGGGCGGCCCCAGCCUUAGCACAGGUGGUGCAAGAGGAUCACGUUACCGAUGAGGAGCCACCCUCAGUGCACCUGCACAUCAAUGCUGAGUCACUGCGGCCUUCAAGGCUGGAGGCCGACUUCAGUCGGGCUUACGCCGAGGCCAGCUGCAGGCCAAGGAAGUUUGCAGUCCAGGUCAGCGAGAGUGACACCGAUCUGGACAGUGACCCCAGACACAAGGUGUACCUCUUGUUUGAAUACUUGACCGAUGAUGCAACAACCAUCGAGUGCACAGAUGCUGCAGAUCCCGAGACUUGGCAAGUCGUGAAGAAAGGAGUGCAUGUGAGGAUGACUGUGUAUGGCCUGGAUGACAGAGUUCUCCUGUCCAGUGAGCAUCUCACAGCUUCAUUUCCACCGGAGGCCAUCAUCUCUCUCCAAGACAUCCUCAGGGACGUGCAGAGUGAACUCUCGAAGAAAUCCGCCAGCUGGAACAGAAGAGACGGCGCAGAAAGCAUUGCAUGCUCCCGAACUAGGCACAUUUCUUUGGACGUUCCAACUGUGAAGACAGCACUCGGCUGGGACUGUCAGUUCAGCACGGCCGACAAGGCUUACAGGGAAAUUGCUAGCCAGGAGACAACUCAGAGCCAGGCUGAAAAUGAGGUGCAGAAUUCAUCAGCAACUUCUGGUGAGUGUGGGAUUUGCUACGAGAGCCUGUCUGUCCAUGAAUCCAGCAGAGCCGAUGUCACAUCGUCGACCAUCGAUGGUUUGGAAGCCACGGUCCUGUCCCCCUGCGGUCACUGUUUCUGCAAUGAUUGCUGGCGUCAGUACCUGAGGUCGAGGGUCAAGCAGGGAGUGACAGACAUCACAUGCCCGGAAUAUAAGUGUGAGACACCAGUGGAUCCAGUCACCACCAUGGCCUUCCUUAACCCCGCCCAGUUCCAUGCCCACUACAGGCGCUGCCGGGAUACGGCCCUGGCACGCUCGACCCGUCACCACCGCUGCCCUAAUGCUCUCUGUGGGCGCGUGGCUCAACUGGACAGCGCGGACAACAACAGCACGUCAUCGUCGACCACUGAGGGAGGCAGGGCCAGGAGCCAGGAUGCGGGGAUGAUGGUGCGGUGCAAUUGUGGGUGGCUGUGGUGCACGGAAUGUAGGGAGGAGGGCCACUGGCCGGCAACCUGCCAGCAGGCCAAAGACUACCGCGCGCUCAUGAAGAAAGCACUGGGAGAAGAAAAAAAGCCACUCAUCACACAUGUACUAGUCAAGCGGUGCCCACGGUGCCAUACCCGCUGGGAAAAGAACGGUGGGUGCCCAUCAAUGAUCUGUGGGACGUGUCAGCUCAACUUCUGCUGGCUCUGCCUGCGUCCCUUCACCAACCACGACUACGAUAGCUGUCGAAGGUUGACAGUGGGCUUUGAGUCAGUCAAGCUGAAGUACAGGGCUCGUUCCAAGGACUACAUCCUGGAGAUAGCUAUAGAACACCACCAGCAUCGUAGCUGGACAGCCCUGAAAAGGAACUGGUGGGCCCUGAAGAAGCUGGCUUCUCGAUCGGCCAUGGUUCACAUGUCAGGUCAGAGGCCACAGGGCUUCCGCGCAUCGCUGCAGAUGACUCUGGACAUUGUCGCGGCAACCGCCUCUACUGCCAAUCACCAGCCGCUGACAUGGGCCCGAACUAAGGAGCACUUGGAGAUGAUGAGCAGGAGGACGGAGGAGAUCUUUGCGAUUGCUGCCUUCUGCCACGAGGGUAAUUUUGUGCUGGAGCACCUGGCGUUCCUGCUGGGGAGUCUGCCGCGCCGACAGAGGAAGGCCAAGUGGUGGAGAGCCAUGCUGGACCUCCAGUUCAUUCUGCACCGUCUGCAUCAGACCCUUGACAAUCUACCAAACAUCAAGCGGGCAGAGUCAGAAUCCACCAUGAACAGACUGUGCAGGCUGAUGCAUGCUGGGAAGGAAUGCCUCAGGAAGCUGGCACAGAGCAUGUCUAGGAUCAAGGAGUGAAUUUCUAAAUCACAUACCUGUGUUUCAUGUGGGCCAAGUAUUUUGAAAACAUGAGAUUUAUCAUCGUACUUAUAUAAUAUUUAUCAGCUGUAGUUUUAAGGACUGAAUUUUCACACAUGAUUAUUUAUUAUCCAAAGAAACAACUUUUAUAUUAUUUAAUGUCAAGAUAGGACUUCCUAGAGGCAUAGCUAGGGGGUUGUUUAAGGGGGUAUUGACGCUUCCCUCCCCCGUCUUUUGUUGCAACAUCUUCCCCAUCAGUGCCCCUUUCACUUCUUGACAUUCUCUCUUCUCUUUCAGCAUGGAUGCCGUGUGCCCCUUUUCACGUUUCAACCCCCCACCCCAAAAAACACUACCGUUUCUCUCUGCGUUUGCAGAACCAGAGAAAAUUAUGAAAAUUACUUUAGGGCCAAUCCGGCAAUGAUUUUUUUUUAGAGGUCUGUUUUUCAUUUUCCCAUGAUUAUUCAAGUAUUCUGCCCAGCUGGAGAUGGUGGGACGCUUGUCAUUUAUUCAGCACAUGUAGAAAUGUCCACCAUAAGUCUCACCUGGGGAAUUCACAAAAAAAUACUGCAAUAUUCAUGAAUGUGCAAUUUCCAAUGCCCAGCUUGGCAAGGUUGGAGGUACUCUGCCCAAGGUAGUGUAGUUUGCCCCUUUAAACAUGUUAACUGAAAAUGGCAUGAUAUAUAAGUUCUAUCUUAACAUCACUUCAGGAUAAGAAAUCUUUAGAGUAUCACUCUUUUGUUGUAAUAUUGAACGCAAAAAAAAUUAAGGGGCCGUAUACUUUAAAUAAUUGUGGAUCAACUUCAUUCAAUGACUGACUGCCACCGACUAUAUAAAAAGACUCAACCCCACUCUUCCCUAAAAACGGUACUGCAUAAACUUCACGAGGCCCUGUAGUGUCGUCAGAAUUGCAAUACAAAGACUGAAAGUUGAGGAGUGUAGGACACAAGAUGCAUUAAAUUAGUUACAGGAAAUAUGCACACACAUUUCAGGAGUCAAGAAAUUAAAUAGAACUGUGUUUAAUAAACCCUUUUGGCAAAUUUGACACAUUGUCAGACAGCACUAUUCAAUAAAUUCUUUAUUGAAAAUUUUAUCUUACAAAGUGUCUAAUAAAUGCUCAUUAUUUUUUCCAUGUAAAAUACGGAAUGAUGACUUUGCAAGAGCUGUAAAUUUUAAUCACAUUUUCUGCAAAUGGGGUGGAUUUAUAUGGCAGAGCUUAAACGAAGCCAAAGUCUUUUGAAAUAAAAAAAAAA